AUGGGCUUUUGGGAUGAUGUUGGUGAAGUUUUUGAAGCUGUUGGUGGUGCUACUUGGGAAGUAACAAAGUUCACUGGUAAAGUAGUGGCAACGGGUGCUGCAGCCACAGCAAUUAUUUCUACAGGUGGUUUGGCAGCUCCCGUUAUUGGAGCUGGUGUGUGGUUAGGCGGUAAAGCGGUAGAGGAAAUAGGAAGAGAUUGUGAUUGUGAAUUUGUUGAGGGAUUGGGGGAUUUUAUUGGAGAUGUAGGUUUAGAUGGUCUCACUGGUGGAUUGAUAGGCGCAGGAACAAAAGCAGCUGGUCAUCUAGCAGCACGAGAAAUUGCUAGAAAUGGUCGAAAAAUGACUAAUGGUGCGAAAGUUUUGAUUAAUACUGGUAGAGCAAUAAAGAUAGGGGGUGAUAUAUAUAAUACUUAUGGGAACACAAAGGAAGAAAUUGAAUACCACGCUAGAGUUUAUCAUGGUGCCCAUAAAGGUAGAGGGAGAAGUUAUGAUGGUGACUGCCCAAUAUGCCGUGGGGAUUUGUAA
This is a messenger RNA of Entrophospora sp. SA101, 525 nucleotides long. The record is from the annotation of a GenBank genome assembly. NCBI's taxonomy places the organism in Eukaryota, Fungi, Glomeromycota, Glomeromycetes, Entrophosporales, Entrophosporaceae.